AGGGUUACGGAAAUUGAUAUAGUAACCCUCCAGGUACGAUCGACAGCUAUUGAUUGGGAAAGAGGAUUCAAAGAUUUGCGAAAGAGGUAAGAAAAAUGGAACGGACACAACCCGACAACUUUGAAGUGGGUGAGCUGUUGGGGGAAGGAGCAUUUGGGCAGGUUUACAGAGCCACAGAUCGCACUACCGGCAAAAUCGUCGCUCUGAAGAAGCUGAAGAUGGACAACGAAAAUCAGCGACGUUCGGCCGAAAAGGAGCUUAUACCGUUAACGCAAUUAGAACAUAAGUCUCAUCCUCACAUUGUGAAGUUUAUCAAUUAUUUUGUGAAAGAUAACAGCCUGUGGUUGGUGUUGGAAUAUUGUUCACAGGGAAACCUAAAUGAUUUCCUGCUUGAACAGAACCCCGGUAAAGAUGUGAAGCUCCGUUUGAUGAAGGAGAUUGCUAGUGCGGUCAGCUUUCUCCAUGACAAUAACAUCGUACACAGAGAUCUCAAACCUGACAACAUAUUGCUUACCGGGAAUUCUAGCGCCCCGGUUGUAAAAGUGGGGGAUUUUGGAUUGGCGAAAGUUUGUGGGGUUGGAGACGGCUCGCUGAUAGAACACUACAGCAUAAUAUCUCCGUGUGGUACGCCGUUCUUUUUGGCACCUGAAGUGUUCAGAGCCCGUGAGACAGGGGAGAGCUACAGAAUGUACUGUGACGUGUUCUCAAUGGGCGUCAUUUUUGUAGCUAUGGUUGACGGAAAGCGAUAUGAGGGAAAGGUGGUGGCAUAUGUGUCUGACCCAAUCCCUUUCGGUGAAUAUCUGUGUGAUAACCCUCAUGCGGAUCUUUCGGACAAAAUCUUAAAGGGAAAUGUGAAUCGGCGGUUCAAACAGCUGGUUUUGUCGAUGCUCGAUGGGAACUAUAGUAAAAGGCCCAACGCUUCUUCUGUCCUUGAACAACUUCAUACCAUGGAGACACUGUAGCUAAUUGAACCAAAAUGACCUGAGCUGGUGCCUCUUGAUCUUAUGGUAGCUGGUAGAUUGAAUCGCUCGUUUCUUACCCUUCAUUGUACUCCCAGAGAAAAAGAAAAAAGAAAUCUGGAAUUCCAAACAACUGCUG
Branchiostoma belcheri (Belcher's lancelet) is the source of this 1098-nucleotide messenger RNA. Its product is annotated as serine/threonine-protein kinase pdik1l-B-like. The coding region runs from base 96 to 962 and encodes 288 amino acids. Lineage: Eukaryota; Metazoa; Chordata; Leptocardii; Amphioxiformes; Branchiostomatidae. The transcript is spliced from 2 exons. The record is from RefSeq and is a predicted model, not a curated record. Gene Ontology annotation, biological process: protein phosphorylation; mitotic DNA damage checkpoint signaling. Gene Ontology annotation, molecular function: ATP binding; protein serine/threonine kinase activity. Gene Ontology annotation, cellular component: nucleus.